Aureobasidium namibiae CBS 147.97 is the source of this 1191-nucleotide messenger RNA. Its product is annotated as DUF1692-domain-containing protein. Gene Ontology annotation, cellular component: endoplasmic reticulum; COPII-coated ER to Golgi transport vesicle; Golgi membrane. Bases 1 to 1191 code for a protein of 396 amino acids. The transcript is spliced from 2 exons. Gene Ontology annotation, biological process: endoplasmic reticulum to Golgi vesicle-mediated transport; retrograde vesicle-mediated transport, Golgi to endoplasmic reticulum. Lineage: Eukaryota; Fungi; Ascomycota; Dothideomycetes; Dothideales; Saccotheciaceae. The record is from RefSeq and is a predicted model, not a curated record.
AUGAAUGGCUUUUCCGACCAUGGGCUCGACGAGGGAGCUUUUGGAGAGUCAAAGGCCUCUUCGGUCGUAAAAGCCUUUGACGCCUUCCCCAAAACCAAACCCUCGUACCAGACAAAGACACAGAAUGGAGGAGUGUGGACGCUCUUCCUCGCCGUGGCCUCGCUCCUGCUGGCAGUGACCGAGGUGCGCCGCUGGUACGUGGGCGAAACACACCACACCUUCAGCGUCGAAAAGGGCGUUUCGCACAAUCUGCAACUCAACCUCGACAUUGUCGUCGCCAUGAAGUGCGACGACCUACACCUCAACGUCCAAGAUGCCUCUGGCGAUCGCAUCAUGGCAUCUCAAGCUCUGUCCCGCGACCCCACCAUCUGGUCCCACUGGGACAACAUCAAAGGCGCCCAUUCCCUCGGCAGCAGCGCAGCCGAAAGAGGCGGUGUCGACUAUCAAGAGGAGGAUGUUCACGAUUACCUGGGCGCUGCCCGCAAGAAGAGAAAAUAUGCAAAAACACCGAGAUUGGGCAGGGGUGCUUCCCCCGAUUCUUGCCGCAUCUUUGGCAGUCUCGAGCUCAACAAGGUCCAAGGAGAUUUCCACAUCACCGCUCGCGGACACGGCUACAUGGAGUUUGGCCAACACCUGGAUCACUCGUCCUUCAACUUUACGCAUUACAUCAAUGAAUUGAGUUUCGGUCCUUUCUACCCCGGUCUGAACAAUCCGCUGGACAAUACGCGCACCGCUACCGAGCAGCACUUUGAAAAGUUCCAGUACUAUCUUUCGGUUGUGCCGACUGUAUAUACGGAUAACCCGGGGGCUCUGCAGAAAUACUCUGAUGCGGCUGUCCCGUUGUCUUCUGGCGAUGAUUCGGUUCCGCAAGUGCGUUUGCCUCGCAACACAAUCUUCACCAAUCAAUACGCCGUCACUGAGCAAUCACACGUCGUCUCGGAACGCCAGGUCCCUGGUAUUUUUGUCAAGUUUGACAUCGAGCCUCUGAUGUUGACGAUUGCUGAGGAGUGGGGUGGCCUGUUGAGUCUGUUGGUCAGAUUGGUCAAUGUAGUCAGCGGUGUGUUGGUUGCCGGUGGCUGGGUCUUCCAGAUUCAGGAGUGGGCUAAUGAGGUUGCGGGAAGGAGGAGGCAGAGGAGACAAGAUGGACACGGCGGUGUUCUGACGGGGAGAAAGAGUAUGGACAAGAAUUAG